This is a messenger RNA of Melanaphis sacchari, 1803 nucleotides long. RefSeq lists its product as uncharacterized. The transcript is spliced from 7 exons. The record is from RefSeq and is a predicted model, not a curated record. Gene Ontology annotation, molecular function: protein dimerization activity. Lineage: Eukaryota; Metazoa; Arthropoda; Insecta; Hemiptera; Aphididae. The coding region runs from base 1 to 1803 and encodes 600 amino acids.
AUGGCUCUACAUAUUAAAAAAGAAUGUACAAAAGUACCAAAACAUAUACUGGACAACUUUUCAUCAAAGUAUUUACGUACUUAUGUUGAAAAACCUAAUGAGGAAAAUAGCUGCAGUAAUUUGACCAAUUCGACACCACCUGAAGUUGAAACCAAAAACUCAAAAGUGUCUUGCCAACAAAGUGUAUUGAACUUUGUUGAUACUAUGAGCAAUGAAGAAAAGUUGCGUCUGGAUGAGUUAAUGGCAAGAGCUAUAUUUUCUUCUACUGUACCAUUUUCAAUUGUAGAAAACACUCAUUGGAUUAAUUUUUUUAAAGCUCUAAGACCAAGUUACACACCUCCUUCACGUUAUGUCUUAUCCAAAAGACUUUUAAAUAAUGAGUAUGAAAGAAUUAAUUGUGAAGUCAACAAUAAGAUUAAAAACAGUAAAGUUUAUGGAAUUCAAAUUGAUGGUUGGAGUAAUAUAAGAAAUGAGUCCAUAAUGAAUAUCAUAGUUACUACUCCAAAACCAUUUGUAUUUAAAACAAUAGAUUGUAACACAGAGCGUCAUACAGGGGAAUAUAUUGCUACUGAACUGGGUAAAGUGAUUGAUGAAUUGGAUAGAAAUAAAUGUCUUGGAGUUGUUACAGAUAAUGCAUCAUCCAUGAAAAAAGCAUGGAUACUUUUACAAAAAGAUGACCGUUACAAAAAUUUACCAAUUGCAUUUUAUUCAUCCAACUUUACAAACAUUCAAAAAACAAAAAAAAUUGACUGUUCCUUAAAACUACCAGUUAAAACAAGAUGGGGUUCACUUUGUAUAUGCUUAAAGAGUCUUCAUAAAAAUAAAAAUGUACUACAACAGCUAGCUGUCUCUGAAGAUUUAAGUGUAAUUGAAAGACUUGACAAAAGUGUAAAACAAAGCAUUUUAUCAGAUGAAUUCUGGGAGCUUGUUGAAAGUAUUAUUACUCUAAUUAGUCCAAUCACUCUUUGGAUAACAAAAUUAGAGUCUGAUAUACCAAGGUUGUCUGAUGUUCCGGCUGCUUUGAAUGAUAUAAAAAACAGUGUUAUGUUGCAAAUGUCUACUUCUCCUUUACUCUUAGAAGAACAAAAUAUUUUAAAUGAAGCAUUUGAUAAACGUUAUGAUAUGGCUAUUCAUCCGAUUCAUUAUGCAGCAAACGUCUUAGACCCAAAAUAUCAAGGGAAAGAUUUACCUCAAGGAUGUGAUGUAGAGGGAAUUGUUUAUAUACAAAAAGUUGCUGAUAAAUUAUUAACACCAAAUGAAUAUAACAAGAUAAUAAUUGAACUAGCCGAGUAUCGUUCACACGAAGGAUUAUGGGCCAAAGACAUUCUAUGGAACAAUAUUGGUGAUAUUGAAGCACGUAUCUGGUGGAAUGGCCUUUGUUCAAACACAAGUCUAUCAAAAGUAGCAUCUGCUAUUCUUUCCUUGCCUGCAUCCUCAGCAGCUACAGAGCGUUCUUUUAGCUCUUAUUCACUCAUCCAUACUAAAAGGAGAAAUCGCCUCACAAAUUUAACAGCCAAAAAGUUACUGUUUAUUUAUGAACAUAUGAUAAAUAAUCGAGACCUGGAAGUGUCAAAACCGGUAAAAAGUGUACAAACAAACCAAGAAUCUUUAACCGUUAACAAUGACGAUGAUGAGCCUUCCUGUAGUUAUCAGGCUUGUAGUUCUACUAGUUCUAGUAGUGAGAACGAGGAAGAAUAUUACAAUACUGAUGACAUAGUAGUAGAGUCUGAAGGAGAUCAGUUUGGUGAAACAGAUUCAAGUGAUGAUGAUUUUUUUAACUCCAUUAAACUUAAUCUUGCUUAA